GGCCCGGUCGAAUGCUGUGAUCUAACAUAAAUAUACUCCUGAUUUUUACCUAGGUGUACUAUGAACAGGCCUAUAUUAACCCUAGCAAGACGGAUACCAUCUCGAUCUCGACCAUUCUCAUCAACUUUCCACCGUCUCAACAUCCCAUCUUGGCCGAAUCCACCCGUCCCACAGUCUCCUGUAGGCCCAUCAGGCAAUCUCUCUUCAUCGCCCCAGCAGUCAGAACAGUAUCGGUAUCAUGGUAAACAGGAGAAGACUUUCUGGACGGAAUGGCUCUCUAGUCCUUCUUUCCAAGCCGCAUUGACCACUAUAGUGGGCUUGGGAAUAGUCUUUGGUGGUGGAAUGGCUUAUCUGGAGUGGUACAAGGCGCAUGUGCUUCACCGUAUUAUGAGGGCAUUUGAACCUGGAUAUGAUCCAGCCUUGGAAUUGUCAAAGCUCAAUGGCCCCAAUGCUUCCCAUGUAAAAAGAAGGGAGCAGCCAUUGAUCGAUGGUAUUGUCAGAGGAGAAGAAAAAGGCGGUUACUAUCUUGUCAUCGGCCCUAAGGGGACAGGGAAAGGUACUAUGAUACUCGACGCUAUGCGAAAGAUCAAUGCCGACGGUGUAUCUUUCUGUGAAGCUCAUCCUGAUUUGGAAGUUUUUCGACUACGGUUCGGUAAAGCUCUAGAUUUCGACUAUUAUGAAGACUGGCAGGGUUCUCUGUUCUCUCGAGCCGACCCGCGUAAUGGCGGCCCAGCACUGGACAUUGAAAGGGCGUUGAACAAGCUUGAAAAGGUGGCUCUGAGAUACGCGCUGAAAAAUGGGAGACCGUUGGUCAUGGUGUUUAACAAUAUACAUCUUUUCCCCAACACACCGGAGGGACAUGGAAUUUUGCAUCAGCUGCAGCAACGAGCCGAAGCUUGGGCUGAGGGUGGAAUCCUUACUAUGGUUUUCUCCAGUGAUGAUUACUGGUGCCUCGACGUCAUGAAGAAGAAUGCUUCUCGUAUGCGUAUCCUCUCAGUCUACGACCUUUCAGCUGCAGAAUCACUACGUGCGCUCAGACAUCUCCGUCGACAAGAACUGGCCAACCAAUCCGCGAGGAGUUUGGUAUCAGGUGAUCUUGAGCUUGAGAAUGAUUCAGUGUUGAGGAGAGUGUAUGAACUUGUUGGUGGACGAACGAGUUAUCUUGCAAGAGUUGCCAGGGCAGAUGAUAUGCUGGGAGCAGAAGAGGCACAAGCGAUGAUUGAAGACGAAAAGCAGUGGCUUUUAUCAAAGAUUGGUCUGAUCCCUGAACAUGAUGAUGACGUUAUGGAUGAGCAAAAAUGGGCAAGCUGCUCAUGGCUCAUUCUGCGACACUUGGCCAACGCUGCUGAGCCUCUUCCCCCUUACCCAUCCAUUUUCCCGCCAAUUCCUCUGGAAUCUCCCGAUGAUGCUCAUCUUGAAAAGGAGGAUGAUCACAAGCGUUCUUCAAGCGCUGUAAACGUCACCCCGCCAAGAGAAAUAUCAAGCGCAGAUAUACAUCUUCCCAAGGUGACUUAUGAGGAGGCGAGGCGUAUCAUGACCAGAGCGGAUUUCUUGGAGGCGUUGGAUCAUUAUCAUAUCGUUUCUAUUGACAUUCACCAUAAUGUAAGGCCCGACUCUACACUGCUGCUUCGUGCAGCACAGCAAGUAGUUGCAGAGGAAGGCUUUGAUGACGCGUUGGACCAGACGCGCGACCGUGUUGACCAAAUCGAAGGUCUUCACCGACAGAACGAAUUGACUGUCAAGGAGCCCUUCCGAGUUACGUUCGACAAAAGGGACGGGAAGCCAGUAUGGGAGGUGGUUGGUCUUGGAGAGAGCUUUGUACCGGAGGAGAAGGAGGAGGAAGAGCGGCUUGUAUGAUAACGCGGUGGAUGUAUUUGGGACGCGUAUAUUAGAGGGCGGUGACGUGGAUGUGAUGUUUUGCGAAAUACGAAAAAUUCAGGGGCGGGUUAUUUUUUCCCUGGGUUGUAAUAAUAAUGAAUCAUUUCAG
Molecule: messenger RNA, 1987 nt
Organism: Cryptococcus deneoformans JEC21
Lineage: Eukaryota; Fungi; Basidiomycota; Tremellomycetes; Tremellales; Cryptococcaceae
Exons: 15
Coding region: 61-1857 (598 amino acids)
Source: RefSeq, a predicted model, not a curated record